GCUCAACUUGAUUCGAAAAGCCUUACAUGACAAGCGAGGGAGGGUCGCUCUAUGUUGAAACAUUUUCUCACCAUACACAUAUCCAAUUGAAGACCAGACAUUGUUAUAAGGUCCAGCACUGAGAGGAGGUGAUGGGGAAUGAAAAAUUACCAUGGCGUUUUCUUAUUCAUUGCAUUUGGCUUGGAGUGUGGGGAGUUGAUACCUCGUCAUGGACUGCUGAGGUGCCCAACUCAGUCUCCGGCCUGCAGGGCUCAUGCAUCGUGAUUCCCUGCUCAUUCAACUACCCAGAACCAAAGAUAAAGCCCUCUGAAUUCACUGGCAUCUGGUUCAAAGACACUUAUGAGGUUAUCUACCACCCAGACAGCUCCAACGCCAUCACAGACUACAGGCAUCGUACAGAGCUGGUGGGAGACCUCKMYCAGAAGAACUGCUCUCUCAGAAUCGACCCCCUCCAUCUCAGUGACGAAGGACCRUUUACUUUCAGGAUUGAAAUCAAAAACUAUAACAAGGCUUCAUACAAAGAUGACAGAGUCUCCAUUGCAGUGAGCAGCUCUCCAGACCCCCCCUCUCUGUCAGUGAUGGAGGAGGUGAAGGUGGGGGAGGAGGUAUCUGCCUCCUGCUCUGUGUCUCACUCCUGCCCAUCUGAUCCCCCUCGCAUCACCUGGAGCCACUCUGGAACACCCAGCAUCCAAUCACAGCAGCAGACCAAGGGCCAGUGGGAAGAGACAUCAACCAUGACCUUUAGAUCCAGCAUCGCUGAUAACAACCAGCCUSUGGUCUGCACAGCAGCAUACAGGGGAGGGAUGACAGUGAGCAGCUCCAAGACGCUAAAUGUCAAAUAUGCCCCAGUGGAUGUGAAGGUUAAGGGAGUGUCCAGUGUGAAGGAGGGAGACUCUGUAGAACUGAGAUGCUCCAGUGACAGUAACCCUGCUGCKCACAGCUACCGCUGGCACAACAGCAGAGGGCSUCUGCCCACCACUGGACCCACACUCACACUGGAGAAUGUGACCAGACUCACUGAAGCCCUCUACUGCACUGCRAUCAACACAGAAGGUCAAGMCCCCUCCAGCCCUUUGAAGCUCAACAUAGAGUACCCCCCUGAGAUCAAAGUGGACUCAGCCUGCACUUCAGACAUCUCUAUGGUAACAUGUCUGUGCAUUGUGGAUUCAGAGCCCCCCAGCACUGUGGAGUGGUCUCUUCCAGCAGGACACCUGRCCAGUACCAGGGUGGAGAUGCAUGGGUCAGUUACCAUGGUGACCCUACAGAGGGCACUAGGCUUCUCAGAGACCGUCCACUGCCAUGCCAACAACACACAGGGCAAUGCCACCUUGUCCUUCACUGUGCCCACAAAUGAUAAGAUGUUCCUGCUGUACGUUUCAAUUGGUAUUACUGCAUUUGUGGUGGUAGUAAUAGUAAUUCCCAUGUCAGCUUGCCUAUUGACUAAGAAGUGUGGGACGAGUCAUAGUGACCAACCAGUAGCCAGUAUGCAGGAUAUGGAUGCAUCCAAGUCUGCUUCCUCAGAUCCCUCAACAUCAAGGAAAGAGCAGAAAGACACCAGCAGUGAAACCCACGCAAACUACUACACCGAUCAGCUAUCUGGCAACAUGGAGGCUGAAGAGGAUGGCGACCCAUACGAAUGUGUCGGUGAAGACGAUGCAAUCUAUGGUAACAUUUGAACACAACAGGAAGCAUGRGGGAGUCAGCUGGCUCAGAGGCCAUUGUACUCAGUCUGUCAAAGGUUCCAGUAAAAUAUUUACAUUUUAACCCAAUGUWGCACAGCAGCCGACUGCUUAUUUGUUAGCUUUAUUGUUCUUAUGGCUAAAGAAUAUAGUACAUUCUUAUUUGUGUUGUGGCUUGUGUUAUGGCUUUCACAAGGCUUUUGUUUGUAUCUAUAGUGUCACGUUCCUGACCUGUUUUCCUUUGUUUUYUAUUUGUUUAGUAUGGUCAGGGCGUGAGUUGGGGUGGGCAUU
Molecule: messenger RNA, 1970 nt
Organism: Salvelinus sp. IW2-2015
Lineage: Eukaryota; Metazoa; Chordata; Actinopteri; Salmoniformes; Salmonidae
Product: B-cell receptor CD22-like
Source: RefSeq, a predicted model, not a curated record